Messenger RNA from [Torrubiella] hemipterigena, 3000 nucleotides. Lineage: Eukaryota; Fungi; Ascomycota; Sordariomycetes; Hypocreales; Clavicipitaceae. The record is from the annotation of a GenBank genome assembly.
AUGGAGGACUCCUACGACAUCACCACUGGUAUCCCACAAGACAAAAUCUGGGGAACCCAGUUGCGCACCUACUUUGACUUUACUCUCUACUUUGAGCAGGCUAUUCUGCUACUGGUCCCGUCGGUGCUCUUCAUCCUCUGCUUUCCACACUACAUCCGGACAGUGAUGCGCAAAAAGCCCGUGGUGCGCCGUAGCUUGCUGCUCUGGGCAAAACUGCUCUCGGGAACUGCGCUGAUGGCCAUGCAAGUCGCCGUCUCUGCUGCAUGGAUCACCUUUCCCCAGUUUCGAUUCAACCUCGCCUUUGGCGCCGGUGCCUUGUCGUCGCUCGCUGCCGCACUAACCAUUCUCGUGCUGUAUAUUGAACACGUCUAUUCCCUUCGACCAUCUGCACUUAUUAGCCUCUACCUUUCGAUCACCAUUCUGUUUGACAUUGCCAUUUGCCGAUCCUUUCUCCUCCGAGAAAUGGAACUGCCCGGUGCUCUCACUGCUGCCACAAUUGUCAUCAAGAUGACCAUUAUCCUGAUGGAGGAGAUAAAGAAGAAGAAAAUCAUCAUCUCUGAACAAUUGCGAGAGACCGUCGGACGCGAAUCGCUCAGUGGGUUCUGGACCAUUGCCUUUGUCGCUUGGAUCAACCAAACCCUGUUCAGAGGGUACCGUCAUGAUCUUACCGAGGAUGAUCUGGACUUACUUGAUGAGGGCAUCAAAUCUGGACCCCUGAGAGAACGAUUUCGUGUAGAGUGGGAAAAGGCUGAUAAAGAAUCUCGCUUUGCCCUCUGUGGCGCCGUCAUCCGGGCUUGCGGCUACCACACCAUGGCCAUCGGAGCCAUCCUCCAACUGCUCCAAAUUGCCUUUCAAUUCUCUCAGCCCUUUAUUAUUGGUGCCAUCGUGUCGGCGUUGAUGCAAAACGAGAUUGAAGCAUCCACAAAAGGCGGCCUGAUUGGAGCUGUCGCCAUCGCCUACUUUGGCGCAGCGCUUUCCCACGCUCUUUUCGGACGAGCCAUGAUCAGGUACGGUGCCAUGACACGCGCCUGUGUAGGAUCGGCCGUCUACGACAAGAUGCUACGGCUCCCCUCCUCCGUUCUCGACAAAUCAGCUGUCUUGACCCUUAUGAGCACGGAUGUAACCACUGCUGCAACGUACAUGAACUUGUUCUUGGAGUUCUUGAGUGCCCUUGUUGCCAUUGUUGUUGCCCUCCUCUACCUCGGCAUCUUUGUCGGAGCAGCAGCUGUUUUGGCACUCAUCCCCAUGUCUAUCACGGCUGUGCUUACGGUCUUUAGCGCCAAAAAGAUGCGAGCCGCCCAGAUCAAAUGGAAUGAAGCUGCCGAAACACGUAUCGGCAUUGUGCGCGACAUGUUGCAGUCCAUGAAGAGUGUCCGUAUGGGAGGUCUGACUGGGGUGUUCUCAUCAUGCGCCAGGGCUCUGAUUGAGAAUGAGAUUGCCGCUUCUCGAGAGGGUCGAGCCUUCCAUUCCGUAUUGUUUGGUCUUGAAAUGUUCUCGACGGCCGUCGCACCGGUUCUACUCCUCGCUGGUGGACUCUUCUGGACACACCGUGCAACGGGCAUGUCAUCUAGUGACAUAUACUCCCUUAUUUCUGUCACGGUCCUUGUGGUUGAGCCGCUCACUAGAGCAGUGCACUCUAUCGGCGGCCUGGCGAGACGUUUUGCUUGCAUCACUCGUGUUCAGAAGUUUCUGCUUAGAGACGAACUCAUAGACAUGCGCCAGAAGACAUCGAAUACUAUGGCAGAUGCGGAGAAGAGCACGUCUAACGUUGCUCAAAUCGUCAACGUCUCCAGCGUACCCGACGAGGAGGGCAGGCGCCUCUUUAAGAAUGUAAGCGCCGAGUUCCCAGCGGGUCAAACUUCCAUGAUUAUCGGCCCCGUCGGUUCUGGUAAGUCCAGUGUCUUGGACAUGAUCAUUGGUGAGUUCCCUAUCGAGUCUGGUAAAAUCGCGACGCAUAUCAACAACAUUGCGCUUUGUAGCCAGUCUCCAUGGAUCCAGAACGGAACUGUCAAAGAAAACAUUGUCGGCGCAUAUCCAGUCUCAAAUGCUUGGUAUAACACUGUUAUUAGAGCUUGCUGCUUGGAUACAGACGUCGCACGCUGGCCACAAGGCCACAAUACACAGGUUGGAAAUGACGGCUGUAAUUUGAGCGGUGGCCAGAAGCAGCGUGUUGCCCUUGCUCGUGCUCUUUGCUCAAAGAAACCUGUACUAGUCCUCGACGAUGUUUUUAGCGGACUGGAUAAGACCACCUCCAAGUCCAUCACUGAGAGUCUGCUUGGAGAGGGAAGCAUUAUAAAGGAGGCCAAUACUACCAUCAUCAUGUCGACAAAUUUGAUCGACAAUCUCCAUUACGCAGAUCAGGUUCUAGAGCUCAAGGACGGCGCCCUUGAAAAGAUCGAAACUCAAAAGGCAAUCAAAGAGGCUACCUUUAUGAAGGAAGCCAAAUCCGGAGAUGUCGCAGAAGCGGAUGAGUCUGUAACUGGGUCAAUUGACGAGCAUAAGGAAAAAGGCGCUGCUCAAGAACCCGAGGCAGCCAAAGCCAACACGGUCAACAGGACAAACCUCCGAAGCGACUACAAACACUAUGUGAAGGCUUUUGGACUAGGUCCUAUAUUGAUCAUUAUUGCGUGGACCGCUAUCAGCGAGUUUCUCAUGAAAUCUCCAAAUGUCUACCUUCGAAUCUGGCUUGACAUUAAUCCUUCUGAUUUGCGAUAUUUCGCUGGAUUCGCUAUCCUCGGAUUAUUCGGAAUCACAUCGUCCACUUCGUCGGUCUGGUACUUUUUCGUGAAAAUGGUCGCGGUCUCGUAUGGCAACCUCCACGAAACCAUCCUCAAGACGACUUUGGGCGCCACAUUCUACUAUCUCUCCAACACAGAGUCAGGCAGCCUCCUCAACCGCUUCAGCCAGGACAUGGAGCGUGUCAGUCAAGAUCUACCAUUCAUCAUGCUCUAUACGAUCGAAUGUGAGUUUUCUGUCUAUCUAAUCCAUCUUCAGAGUUAA